UGUACAAUGCUACAUUACUAAAUUACGAACUACUAUUUUAAUAUUCUGUAUUUGUUCUAUAUUUUAGUCAUAUUUAGAAUAAACUUUUUUGUCCAUAAGUCCCUAACCGACCACCAACUUGACCAAAGUAGUGAACCUACCCGAUUAGGGGGUUUACCGGUACCGAACGAAUCGGGUUGUAAUUCCUCUUCCUUCCCAGCUGGCAUAAACCCCGCGCGCAGCUCAAUCAAUCAUCUGGGUUUAGCAGUCAUAAACCCUAGUCUCCAUUCUUGCUCCUCUUCCUCACCAUAGCAUUCAAUGGCGGCGUCCGAUCACAUCCAGGGCUUGUACGACGUCGCUUUGAAGCCUCAGCUGCUCCGCUCCCUAUUGCUUGACUAUGUUCCCACUGAAAAGCAUCCGUUUCGGAGCCCUUCCGAUCUCUCUCACGUCGUCUCCGUCGUCAAAACUCAUCGGCUGCUGUCUGAAUCAGCUCCACCAUCUGCCGGCCAAAAGAUAAUUGAGAUUUGGAAAUCGGCAGUGGAUGACUGGGUCAAGCGUUUGCUGAAUCUUGCCUCAAGCAGCAUGCCAGAUAAGUGCUGGGCUGGGAUAUGUCUGCUUGGGGUGACUUGUCAAGAAUGCAGUUCAGCGCGUUUCUUUGCUUCAUACCCUUCUUGGUUUCUCAAGCUCUUAUCACAUAUUCAGUCUCCAGCAGAUUCUCACCUUGUGAAGGCGGCCUCUUGUGCUUCGGUAUCGGAUCUGUUCUCAAGGUUGAGUGGGUUCACUAAUGCAAAGAAAGAUGCGACAUCACAAGCUACAAAAGUUAUACAACCAGUGUUAAAGUUGCUAAAUGAAGAUACAUCAAUUGUUUUAUGGGAGGAAGCUGUAUCUCUGUUAUGCACAUUAAUAAAUUUAUUUCCUUCAUCAGUCCAAAGAUGUUAUGAUGAAGUUGAGUCUGCUGUUUUUUCAAAUUUCAUGUCAGGGAAGUGCAGUCAAGUUAUGUUGAGGAAGCUAGGUGAUUGUUUGGUGCUGCUUCCAAAGUCAAAAGGAGAUGAAGACAGCUGGUUAUUGAUGAUGCAUAAGAUUUUAAGAUUCAUCAAUAUUCAACUAAAUGAUGUAUUUCAGGGUUUAGAGCCAGAGACUAGACACAAUGAGGCGAUGAGGUUGUUGCUUCCCCCUGGGAAAGAUACACCACCUCCACUUGGAGGUCAAGAUACGCCAAGAAAAAUCUCAUCAGAGAAUAUGAAUAGAUCCGAGCACAUGCUGAUCUCCCAAAUUUCUAUAUUGAUGCUUUGCUGUUCUACGAUGCUUUCUAGUCCUUAUACUGUUCAAGUUGCUGUACCAGUAUGUGCAUUAGUCGACCUUAGUAAGAGAGUUUUGAUGGUAGAUGGCUCUGCUUCUGCCUUAUAUGCUUUCAUGACUACUAUGAAACAAGAAUUGAUUCUUUCAGAACUCCCACUUCUGCAUAUGUGCAGCUUGGAACUCAUCAUUGUUUUAGUGAAGGAACUGCACAGCCAACUAUUACCAUAUGCUGGGGGCAUCGUACGACUGCUCGUAGAGUAUUUCCAAAUAUGUGCUUUGCCAGAGCUACGGAUAAAGUUGUACUCUGUAACAAAAGUUCUUUUACUAUCAAUGGGGGUCGGGAUAUCAGCACACUUAGCGCAAGUGAUAAUGGACAGUGCUUUAAGCGAUUUGGAUGGGGGGGGCACAUCUCUUGGUGAUCAUGCAAAGAUAUAUGUGGAGGCACAAGUCGUUACCAGCAAGAAGAAAAGGAAGCACACAAAUACUGCAGCUUCUCAUGAAAACCAACCUGAUGGAAAUGUCAUGGAAGUAAAAAUGCAAAACUCAACAUUGAUAUCUUUGAAGAUAGCUGCACUGGAGGUGUUAGAAGCCUUUUUGACUGUGGGUGGUUCUUGGAAAUUCGGGGAUUUGCGCUCAAAGGUUGAUGACCUUAUCUUGGCUGUUGCAACAAGUGCUUUCCGAGUAAGACUCUCAAAAGUAGAGAGCAGUGUAUAUCUUCCUGAAACACCAAUCGGCAACUCAUCAAGUUUUCAACUUGCUGCUUUACAUGCUCUUUUGGCUUCUCUUCUUUCUCCUUGCCUUGUUCGGUUACCAGAUGCACCCCAGUGUACUGUACCUGUUCGUCCUCCACAUCUAGCCCAGGGAUUUGAGCUUUUUCGUAGAGGGGUGCAAGAAACAGGAACAAGACUUUCCCAGUUCUGCACACAUGCUCUUUUGACACUGGAGGUGCUCAUACAUCCUCGGGCUCUCCCAUUGUUCGACCACCAAUCUUUUAAUGGCCAAUAUCAGAGGCUUACGGAUCACAUGAAAUUAGGCAGUGGCGGAGGGAGACAAGAAGUUCUUUCUGACUUGCACAAAGUGUCACAGAAUGGGCCCAAAGAGCAACACGAGUCAGAAUACGACGAUCUCCAUGAAAGAUGGAUGAAGAUUGAUGAUGAAGAUGAGGAUGAUGAUGCAACACAAGAAGCUCCAUCUCCAUCUGAUGUUACAAAGGAUAAGAGUAACACCAUAAAGCCUUCAGAUUCCUCAAAUGAUCAUCUACUGUGCCUUAAAUCUGGUGCAAAGGUCACAGUUGACCAAAAACACACUCAAGAACCAAUCGAAGAGCGACAAGUGGAAAAUGCUGACCAUGCAAGAGUUGGCGCUUCAGUUCCCUUGGAAACUGAUGCCCAGUCAAAGAACACAGGCUUGAUGGAAGGUUUGCUUCCGAAUAACAUCUCUUCUUCUAUAUCAUUUUCGGAUAGCAGACUUAAGGGGUUUAUGCAAGAAUCGGAUGAUGAUUCGGACUCAAUUCCCGACAUUGUUGAUGUUGAACCUGACGAUGAUGAUCUUGAAAGCGAUGACUAACGGGUUCUCCAGUUGUUGUGAGUCGCAAUUCCUGAUAUUGCUGUCGUUCUCGAUCUAUGUACACUUAGUGGUGUUUUGUAAUUUUUUUUGACAAUAGGAUCAUUGUGUUUUGAUAUUUUCUUUGUCUUUUCAUACUCGCGUUUCUUAUUCAGUUACUUUUUUUUUUCAAAGAAAUUUUAAAUUAAAUU
Molecule: messenger RNA, 3032 nt
Organism: Cuscuta campestris
Lineage: Eukaryota; Viridiplantae; Streptophyta; Magnoliopsida; Solanales; Convolvulaceae
Source: the annotation of a GenBank genome assembly